Messenger RNA from Cydia splendana, 10571 nucleotides. It is a transcript of the gene unc80, whose product is annotated as protein unc-80 homolog. Gene Ontology annotation, biological process: monoatomic cation homeostasis. Gene Ontology annotation, molecular function: monoatomic cation channel activity. The record is from RefSeq and is a predicted model, not a curated record. Gene Ontology annotation, cellular component: axon; cation channel complex. NCBI's taxonomy places the organism in Eukaryota, Metazoa, Arthropoda, Insecta, Lepidoptera, Tortricidae. The coding region runs from base 71 to 10309 and encodes 3412 amino acids. The transcript is spliced from 69 exons.
UCCCUCCGGUGACUGCGCGUCCUUUCCUCUCCGCGCACACCAGCUAUCCUUCGCUAAAAUGAGAUGAAACAUGAGGGGGCUGAUCAUGCCGGAAGAUGACCCAAGCGCGGACGAGCUGGUGCCGAUCCCCGUGCAGAUAUUUCUGUGGACGCAGUCCUCGCCGUUCGUGCGGCCACGACUUGGAAAGGUCCACGAUGCUUCGUGUAUGUUUUGCCAACGAGCACAAGGCCAUCACGAGCUAAAGGAGGCUUGUAAGUCAUUCGAAAAGGUCUUGGUUCAAAACUUGCGUUUUGGCCUAUCCAUCAGUCUCUCGCAAGCGAUAGAAGCGAUCCCGCGAUGGCGUUUUGUUCAGGCAGCUCUACCACACGUUAUGCAUUCGUUAGCUGCCGUACUACACAACAGGGUAAAAGACAAUAUGUCAAGCCUCGGCAAUGUGGAGACAAAACUUCUGUACACAAUGCACUGGAUCAUACUUGACGCAUCUGAUGAGUGCUCCGAGGCUGACUAUGAGGCUGGCAUUUUUCACGCAAACCCUUUCCACUACCUGUUCUCCAUUCCUAUAAUGACGCUAUUUGUUUUUCUAUUUGCUCCGAUAGCAGGUAACUUAAAAGAGUCAGAUUUCACAAAUAACUUCCGUUUGGAGAAUGGUCUGAAGAUUUGGCAAGGCUUUUGGGAGUACAGGCAUCCUGAUGCCCCCUGCUUCACCACACUUGUGAAGCCCAAACCAAAACCUUUAGGGAGUAAGGUUACCAAAAGGCCACAACAUGGAGAUAUAUUUUUAGGGCGUAAACCUUCAAAAGAGGAUGGGGGAACAUUAAAUGGUAGCCCUCCGAGUCAAACCGUAUCUAUGUCCCAAUCAGAGGUUCCAUCUAAACAAGGCAGUACAGAAGACGAGCAGUGGCUUUCAUCUCCAAAAGACACCAUAUUCCCAGAAACUAUACCAGAAGAAAGCUCAAGUACUGAAGAGGAGCAUGUGUUUAUUUAUCGUCUACCCAGUGAGGUGUGCAGCGGGGCCGUAAAAGAAGCGUAUACAGUAUAUUCUGCUGAUCCGAGUCUCUUUCAAGUUCGCAAAUCUGAUGGAACUAAACAGCCAAUACCAGGCAUCAAGCCACUGCCACAGGUCACAAAGAUGAGCUCGUCAGAUAAGGAGUCUCUGUCGGACAGCGGUUCCGCCUCGAAGCCUAAACCAACACCGAGUCCCAUGGACAAACCGUGUUCAGCUAAGCAGGCACAUGUAUCGUCAGCUACUUUCCUAGAUGUCGCCACGCUUAGGUGCCUGUUCACGACGCAGUGGACCGAGGAUGGCGUCCACUGGGCCCUGCACUACCUAUAUAACAGACUACGUGAUAUAUGCGAUGACCCAUCUAAACAAACACAACCGAGAAGAAGAAGUAAUUCUCUACCCAUUCCCAAAAUAGAAGUUUCCAUAUAUCAAAGUCCCGAAAUGAAGAAAAGGGAUUCUCUAAAAAACUUAAUGGACGUCCCCGAUUUGAAGGAGUCCCCGGUUACUGAUAUAUCUUACCCUCCCGCUUCUCCCAAACUCGAGGAAGAACCCCUGACGAGACGAGCGAGUGAAAAAGUUAAGAGGAAAAUGAAAAUGGCCGAUCUCAAGGCUUUUGUAGAAACAAAAAUGUUCUCGAAAUCGGAAAAGGCAUUAGAGAAAAUUGGACACGAUGAUCACAAGUUCAGUUUUCAUACUGCCGUAAGAAUGCUAUCUGAGUAUCAUAGAAGUUUGGACAAUAAUGAAGAUAGACCGAAUUCUGCUUUAGGAUCUCAUUUCCCGGCGAUAACCCCUCGUCUGACCGGCGACCUCCUGCCCUGUAAUCUGAUCAAAGGCAAAAGUAUGCCUAGUCUUAGCUGUCUGAUAGACGAGCUAGCCUCCAAUGGGUAUAUUGGAGAGAUAAAGACGGAGCGAGCGCACGGGUAUGCGGGUGCUAUGCCCACAAAUAUGCAAAAGAAGAAGAACCCGAUUAUAACCGUCACGGAGCACACGCCCACUCCGUCACCGGACUAUCUUUCUAAAACUCAACAGGGCUCGCUAGAAUCGCAGAUGGACUCCGUGAGCAUGGUGGGCUCUCAACACAUGGUCUCACCGGAGCGCAAGCCGAGCCUCACGCGCUCGCAGACCGAUUCCAACAUCACAUACGUCGUCGAGGAGGUGCAGGAGGCGGCCGGCUCCAUACACUAUAUCACUACAGACGGGGAAAUAGACUUUCAAGUCGUGUUAAAGGCUGUUUACUCAGUAUGUGUAAUGGACAGUCACUACAUAUCGAUUCGAGUGAUGGAAGUAAUACUGAACCUGGUGGACACGCUAAUGGAGUUGGGGGUCCAUAAGAACUGGAACAGCACCAACGUGGAAGACAACCUGCCUGGCAGUGUCGACCCCUUGACAGAGUUUAUGAAGGAUAAGGAUAACAAGGGAAGAGACUCCGGGCUACCUUGCGCACAAAGCCAGGAUUCUACUAACGUGGAAACUGGCGACAGCACCAAGGAAAAGAGAGAGGAAGAGGAUCUGGACUGCCCUUAUUAUAUGUUACUGCAUAUCAUUCUCAGGUUACUCCGCCAGCUAGGCUGUUCCCACGGCUGCGCUACGGCUCUCCGCUGCCCCAUAGCUGACACCCUUCGAAUCCAAGCCAAGAAGUCCCUCCGGCAACUGAGAACAGCAUCUGUCUCCAAGUUUACGCUAAGACUGAAGGAGAUGACGAAGUUUGCUCCUAUUAAAGAGGUGUUGGAUAACCUGCACUCUACCAUCGGGUUUUGCGCCGAGCCUUCGAUGAUGGUAUCGCCUAUGAAUCAACAAAAGCGCAGCAUGUCAAAGUCGCCAGACAUGAGCCACCUUCAGAGCGGGUACGCGACCAACUUCGGCGCGGGGCAGGGGCCCAACGCCAACCGCGCCGUCGAGACGUUCGUCGUCGAGUCCACCUUCCGGGUGCUCGUCACCAGGUUCGCCGCCAUGCACAAGGAGCUUAAGAUGCUCGAUAAUGCGAACCUGUAUUUGCAAGUGCGACUCCUGCUGAGUUACGUUCACGAAGUACACGGCGGGGAAUUCCGUGUGGUGGCUCUGAGUGGGCUGCUAGACACCGCGGAGCGACCAGACAGCCAACCGAAGGAGGCCUACAUGCAGACCACUCGCGUCAUAAGGCAUAUACCUCGCAGUCAAGACGACGAACGCGGCUCCGACACAGGAGCGGACUCAGGCUGCGCUGCUGACGACAGGAGUCAUAAAAAGUUCACGUUCAAGAAGAGGAGCACUUCUUCUACGGGGGCACAUAGUCUACUGGAGACCGAGGGUGGGUCGGAGUCGGCCAGUCAGUCGCCGCUGUCGGUCCGCACGCGCCGCUACCCGCUGACGCCGCGCCAGUCCGAGCGCACCAUCCCCUCCACCUCGUCGGCUGAUAUGACGCCCCACCAUAAGAUAUCGCACACCAAAUCUGUGCCCUCCAAGUUCCACUUCAGCGGUUUAGUGAACUGGUUCCGGCAUAAGCCGCAAUCGGCGUCAUUGCUGCGUAACGGCGGCGGUUCCGGUGAAUCUCUGCCCAUUUCUGGCAGCAUGAUCUCGCUGGCGCGGCCCAACCUCGCCGCGCAGCCGCUACCCAGCCGCCCCGUGCACGUCAAACGCCGCGUCGGCUACACGCUUAAUAGAGCUCGCAAACGAGUAGAAGACAGAUUGAACAGAUUCGGUCUGAGAAAGAUGGGAAAGAAAAGAGACGGCAGCAUCGAGGAAACAAGUGGCGGAUAUAUGUCCCGCCGUGGCUCGGCCGAGGGUGGGUCGGGUGGCGGCGAGUCGGAGGUGGUCGUGUUGAAGCGGCGGCGGCUGGUGGCGGCGGCGCCUCUGUACGCUGGCCUGGCGCGCUUCAGUUUUCUACUUGACGCUACACAGCCCGGCGCCACGCCUGACGCGCUCUUCAUGGCCGCACUGCUUGACUUGCCUAACACGGUGGUGGUCGGUAGAGCUGCGAUGCUACUGGAGUGUGCACAUUUGGUCCACAACUGCAACAAAGGCCAGUGGCCCUACUGGUUGAAGUCCAAUAUGUCUAAAGCAACCGUCACUACGAGUCCGCACCUGAAAAGACAACGUUUAGCUGCAAAACUAUUUUAUCAAUGGGCUGAAGCUAUAGGAAACCGGUUAGAAGAGAUGUUGAUAGAAGACAAAAAAUACAUAGACAACGUGAUCAACGUCGUCACCGACCCCGACGGACAACGCGACCUGCUGCAGCAAGACGAGGAGGAAGACUUCCUCGACGAAGCGAGCCUGCGGCCGGCGGGCGGGCCGUGGGGCGCGGCGUGCGGGCGGCCGCUGCGGCUGGUGGCGUGCGUGCUGCUGUGCGAGAUCACGGCGUUCCUGCGCGAGUCCUACCAGAACCUGCCCAAGGCCUGCCGCGCCUCGCUCAAGGAGCGCGGGCCCUGGGACCGCGUCUAUAGAUGGAUGGAAAAACGAAGACGUUUGUGUUGUAAGAAUAAGGCUCUUAGCAGUCAACACACAUUAAUGCCAGUCGAGGAAGCGAACCGGCGGUGGAGUAUGGCGCUGUCCUCGAUGGGGCACUCGCAGGCCUCGGCGCAGAGCCUGCAGUCUAUCGCGGGCGCUGAACCUGAGCGCAAGAUCUCUUUCGUCAUACACGAGCCCGAAAAUGUUUCCGGCGGGAGCAACGUCACGUUGGCGGACGCGAUCCCGCCGACGGCCGUAGACGACAAGAAGGGGCGGCUAGGGUCUCGCGGUAAGGCGUGCCUGCACCGCCGCAGCACGCAGCAGCACCAGGCCUACGGCUCCUUCAAGCGGCGCUCCAUCAAGCUCCGGCAGAAGGACGCGAGGGAAGUCGACGAAUUUGUUAAUCGGCGCUCUGAAUCAAUACAAAGCAGGCGAAAGGUAUCGUCCCUUUCUGACAGGAGUGACACAUCUGAAAUAUAUCCCCCUGCAGGGGGCACAGUAAUUAUGCCAAACGAGGUGGACAGUGGAGGGGAAGAGAGCCCCGGAGUGCUGUCGGACGACCACGACCAUCCGCCGGACAGUCCGGAUAGCAACUCCACCGAUCCACCUGAUAAUAAUAAGGGUUUCCCUUGGCUUAAGGUUAUGGUAAAGUUCCUGAACUCGUUCAACUACGUGUGCUGCCACCAGAACUUCUGCCAUCCGUACUGCUUCCGUCGCAACAUGCGCGCCAGCGCUCGCCUCAUGAAGUCCGUCCAGAAGAUAUAUGGGGAGAAGUUUGGUCCUGAAGUGAACGCUACGAACAGCGAAGACGGACUUGGCGGAGCGCGCCGUGGGCGCCGAACGCGCAAGUCUUCGGAACACGCGACUGAUAGAAUCGACAGGUCCGUGCUCGAAAGCGCGGGGCUGGCGUACCACGCGGCCGGCGUGGAGGCUGCGGCCAAGCCCGCGGAGCCCGCCGCCGCGCCCGCGUCCUCCGCCUACCCACCGGCCGAGCCGCCCGCCAUACUCAAGUACCUCAAGGGGCAGGUCCGCGACGCAUACCACGCACCGCUGGCAGCGCUGAUCAAAGGUGCCUGCACGAUGGACGAGCAGCUAUUCGCCGAGAGCGCCGCGGUGGCGUGGCAGCUUUUACUGGAACCGGACCGGGAGUUAAGCGCCUGCGCCGCGUCGCUCUUCAUACUAGCUGCUGUGAAAGCGCCCCUCACCGCCUCUGAGAUCAUGCAUAAUGACUUGAAGCACACUGACCCUGCGGUCAGAAUCAAGGCGAUCUUAAAAUUCCAAGUGAUGUGGAAGCUCCGCUACCAAGUGUGGCCUCGAAUGGAGGAGGGCGCCUCCGUGACGUUCAAAGUGCCUCCCCCCGGCAUCGAGUUCACGCUGCCAUCGCCGAAGAUUGGCAUCGAGUCGCUGGCCGUCGUGGACCCGCCGUGGACGCCGCAGGUCAAGGACAAGGAUAUGGAGAUGACCUUGAACCAGGAGCGGCAUCGAUCGCUAGUAACAGCGACCAAGACCCGCAAGAAACAGCAGACGGAAGCGAUCAAGCGCGCCCUACAACAGCGGAACGACAAGAAGCGCGCGGAGCGGGAGAGCUUCCUUAUAACUACCAUACCCAUCACGCGGCAAGCGGCGCGCGAGCCCGCGCUCGAUCAUGCCGCCGACGACCACAUCGAACCGCCAGCCGACGAAGAGAUCUCAGAGGGCGUCCGCGGCUCGCACCAUACGCAGGUGGCGUCGGCGCUGUUCCCGUCCGCGCUGUGCUCGGCCGUGGCCGAGAUCGUGUCGCUCCUAGACGACGCGGCGGUCUCCGCCGAGGGCUGCUCGGUCUAUGAAGUUGCCUAUCAGGUCAUAUGGGGAUGCCUAGUAGAAGACUCAGCCCUCUUCCUCCGCCACGUACUAGAACGUCUGACCCGCGACCACCAAGACGAGAUGUUCAAGUUGCUCCGACACCUCAUCCGCUUCAUACCGCGGCUGCCGCAACAAGCUGCCUUCGCGCUAUACAACUACAUCAUUGGUUAUGUCAUGUUCUACAUCCGAUCGCCGCAUGAGGAGGGACAAAGGCUUAUUGGAGCGGCUCUUUCUAUUCUUUGGAUGGUUGUUCAUAGCGUGCACGGUAUAAUGUUUAAAGAUCUAAAACAAAUUUUACGCAAGGAGCAAUGUGACGCGUCUAUUUUACUUACUGCCAACGUGCCCGCAGCCAAGAAAAUUAUUGUACACGGACCAGCUGACAAUGAGGGUUGUAUUCCAUCACAGUUCCCAAUUCAAGAAGACACUCAGUUUGGUCAAAUAUUAAAAGAAUCGCUAGAUUUCUUUGGAAUACCAGAGAACCUACAUAACGAACACUUCCUGGUUGAUUUUAAAACUCGUCAGAUCCACAACCCGCAGUCGUACGUGCGCGAUUGGUACUUCUUCAAGCGCUCGCAGUAUCCGCAGCUGGGGCUGGUGCACAUGGCGCCGGACGUGGCCUUCGACAAGCUGCAGCAGCAGGAGCUGCUCUCCAAGUUCGUGGAGAUCGGCAAGGUGCUGCUCACCUGGGCCAUUCUCAAGAACGUCGACAUGGUGGUCCAACGUGUGGUGUUCCUCCACGACGAGCUGAUGAAGCUGCCAGCAUUCCCACGCAAGGCACUCGAGGCUGAUCUGCAACUGUACAGCAGAGGGGCGCUCGGAUCCACGCUUCUCGGCUUGGAUGUGCUUCACAAGUUCAUGUGGGUCCGCCUCAUAGCGCGCAUGUUCGAGGCCAUGGCGGGGAACUUCACGUCGUCGCGCGACAUUCACCUGUUCCUCAACGUGCUGAACGGCGCGCUCAUGCUGCAUAGCGAGGACUCGCUCAUACUCCGAUAUGUCAUCGCUACUUACGUUAACGCUGCCUUCAAUUUUAAGAACAUCUUUUCUACUAAUGGAUACCUUCUCAUCAUGCCGACACUGCUUCAGAUCUAUUCAAAUUACCAAACGAACAAGCUAGUGACCACAACGAUAGAGUACGCGGUGAAGCAGUUCUACUUGCUGAACAGGAAGCCGUUCAUUCUGCAAAUGUUCGGCUCCGUGUCCGCCAUAUUGGAUACUGACGAGGAAUCAGCCUAUGGUGAUGCCAGUAAGGUACAAUCGAGCUGUCUCUUCAACCUGCUGCUAAGCCUCGAGACGCCGUCCCCCGACCCGCUGCACAUCGCUGAACUGAUCAAAGAGGAGAAGCCGCUGAAGCCCAUCGACUUCUGCUACCGGGAUGAGGACGAGAUGGUCAACGUGCUGGACUGCAUCAGCCUGUGUGUCAUGGUCGUAUCAUACUCCGCGGAGAGUAUGCGGGGCUAUCAGAUGCUUAUAAUAUUGGAAGCGAUAUUGCCGUGCUACGUGAAACAGAUUCAAUUACCAACGUACAAUAGAGAAGGAAAGACUGAGAAAGAGAUCAUACAACAACUGGCGAUUGCUAUCAAGACUCUUGUCAAUAACUGCGAAGGAUUGUCAAAGUCGUACAAUGGGCCGUAUCGCACGUCGCCCGAGCACAAGGGCUCGUCGCAGCGCGGGGUGCGCACGGCGCCGGCGCCGCAGUUCAAGGGGCUGGACGGGCUCGAGGACGACUCGCACUCGCGCUACGUCAGCGAACACUCGCGUGCGCAGCCCGUGCCCGAGUACACCGGCGCCGAGGACUCGGAGUUAAUACGGGCGGAAUACCGUCGUCCGCGAGAUGUUUUGCUGUCGCUGGUUGGAGACUUCAUCGGUCGCGCGACGACGCGUCUACUCGACCUCAACGGCUCCAAGGGCAGCGGCGGCAGCGAGGGCAAGCCGGUCGAGCUGCUCGACUGCAAGUCACAUGCCCGGCUGGCAGAGAUCGCGCACUCGCUGCUGAAGGUGUCGCCGUAUGACCCAGAAUCAAUGGGCUGCCGCGGCUUGCACCGCUAUAUGACGCAGGUGCUGCCGGCGGCGGAUUGGGCUGAUGACGCACUACGUCCCGCUCUUAUUAUGAUCCUAAGGCGCCUGGAUAAGGUCUUCCUUAAGAUCGCUAAGAAGCCUAGCAUAAGACGCAACACUGACUGGGACUCUGCAGCGGUACUACUCAAAGGUGUAUACGAAACUAUGAUACGCUGUCCGUACGUCAUGCAUUGGCAGCAAGUUAAGACUUUACUUAACACCGUUCAAGCUCUAAUAGUAUCGGAAAACAACAGCGGCGAAAACUUGUCGUCUGCGACCGCGGCGCUGAUGUCGCAGCCGCCUCCGCCGCACUUCUGCAGCACUGUCGUGCGACUUAUAGCGCUUCAAGUCAUCAAUACUGGAGACAGUUACUCGUUGGAGCAAAUGUGCGGAGGCAGUGCUAUUUUUCAGUCAGCGGAGAAGACUGAAAACAUGUUAAUGAAUUUAUUUAUGCCUCUUUGUUUACGAGUGGGAAGCGGGCGGAAAGACGUACCCCCGCUGCGGCAGUCGGACGUGUCGUACAUCGUGUCCGUGGUGCUGAGCGCGCUGUGCCCGCCGGCCGCGCCGGGCCAGCUGGCGGCCGUCAACGCCAAGCUCAACGCGGCCGAGGCGCGCGCCAACUCGCUCACCUUCACUGGCAGUCGGGACACGCGCAACACGACCAAGCUGUCGCACCAACUCUACAAGAUCGCAUUCCUAGCCCUAAAAGUGCUGUGCGCAUGCUUCACCUCGGAGCUCUGCUCGGAGUGGGGCCGAAUCGCACGCGCCAUGCGAGACUUAGGCCGCCGGAACGAGGCCGCGGCGCACCUGUGGGACUUCCUCGAGCACGUCGUCACCUACCGCACGCCGCUGUUCGUGCUGCUGCUGCCGUUCAUCGUGCACAAGCUGUCCCAGCCGCCCAUCGGCGACAACGAGCGGCACAUGCAGUUCGUGGUCCGCGAGCGCGUGCGCGGGCUGAAGCUGCCCGCGGCCCGCGCGCGCGGCGCGCUGCUGGCCGAGCUGGCGCGCGACCUGCGCACGCUGCGCGACAAGCACGACCACUGCAAGUUCGAACAAAUAGCGGAGAACAUUAGCUUGGGCGGCAAGCGCGCGUCGGAAGUGUUCGGGCGGCCGGGCGACAAGGCGGCGCAGCACCGGCCCUCGCUCAUCUCCAUGCUGGUGGGCCGCUCCGGCCUGCCGCGCACCCCCGACCACCCCUCCGCGCCGCUCUCCGCGCCACGAGAGUCGGUGUCGAGCAGCUCCACGACGAGCCAGCACCUGGUCGGCUUCGACCUGCCGAGUGCGCGCGCCGACAACGGCAACAGUCAUUCCAACAUAGGGUCAUCGACGUACGGCAGUGAUAGCAAAACGGCCAGCACGCCAUCAUAUAGCACUACACAGACUAAACUGCGUUUCGUCUCUUCCGUCGAGUUUAAACUUACCACCGGUGAGACUUCGCAAACCCCGCUUUCCCCGCUGUCCCCCGGCGAGUGGUCGGGCGACCGCAACGGCGAGCACGACGACGACCGGCCGCGGCUGCAGCGCGCGCACGGGCCCUCCAAGAAGACCUUCAAGUUCCGCCGCAGCCGGCACGCCAGGCCCGAGCAGCAGAACUCACGCCUGGAGUCCGAUGAUUGCUCAUCCCCGGGUCCCGAGAGCACGCCAGCGCGGCGCGCCUGGCCGCCGCUGUUGGCCCCUACCGCCAUCAAUACGGACACAUCGUACGACAGUGAGAUCUCGCAGACCUCCUCCACAUCGGGAUACAGAGAGAGCUACAGCCUGCAGGCGUCGAUGACGGAGUCGCCGGGCGGCUCGGCGGCGGCGCGCGCGGCGCUGGCGUCGCCGGAGCCGCCGUCGCAGCGCACGGCCACGCCCGAGGCCAGCCCCGACGCAUCUAUAAGCGAGUCGGGCACGUCAUCCGCCGAGCGCACGGCGCUGCUGGGCGCCGCCAGCCAGCGCUCGCUCCUGCUCAGCAGCGAGCUGCGCGACGAGGACACGCUGCUGUAAUCACCGCGCCUACAGUCUGGAGUUCCGGAGAGCCGACCACGCAGCGAAAACGCAGCAAGCGAAGUUUGCGACAAAGUGAACCGGCGGCCACGUGUCGUUUCGAAGAUUCUUAGGUCUUUCGCCAGCAGAUGGCGUCUUUUUAAGACUUCGAUAACUUAGGAAACGCUUUAAUUUAACCCUUCUUUUCAUGGCGAUGGAAAUUUCCAUCAUCACUUGGCAUUUACAAAGAACGAAUCUGGAAUGAGGUUACCGGACUACUUCG